AGUAUAUCAUCGAUACAACAGUAAUUCAAUAUUUUUGUACUCUCAAAACUGUUGUCGUUUUUGUUUAUGUUUCCAAGCUCAGGGAAUAAUACCCUGUGCCCAGGAGGACUAUGAGGGCAAAACCAAAAGGCUUUAAAUGAGUAAUAGAGUACAUUUUUCUUUUCUUUAGUUAUUGUGUACUAUUGACUUUUUUAUUUGCUCUAAUAAUUGUAUAUAACAAAAGAGAAAAAGGAACUAAUUUAAAUAUUGUGUUGAUAUUUUUAAACUGUCAAUAGCGCUCACCAUAAAUACAUAUAAAAAAUUACAGAUUCACAGUUAAUACAUGUGAUCAGUAUUGGUAUCUCAAUCAUUAAUGAUGGAAAUCGGCAGCAUAAAACACUGAUUGGAACAUCCCUAUAGUAAGAUCUUUGUCAAAGUGCGUAUCACAGAAAUGAAUUAUGCUUUAUUAACAAAUAAACCUGCUUUAUUACCGCAGAUGCAGUCCAUUUCUAGGCAUAAAAGUGCAAAAAAAAGUAGGGAAAUGCUUCGUCGUGAUGAGGAGGUGGUCAAAGAGAUGUGCAUGGCCAAUGGAAUCUCCUAUGAUGACCUCUCUCAAGAGGAGCUUGACAUCACUUUCUUGGAGAUCUUCUUGAGUGGUUUUCCACGAAUGGUUGGCCUUUCUUACUUCCCGAAGCUGCGCCAUCUUAAUAUUGUGGGGCAGGACAUAAAGCGCAUUGAGGGUCUUGAAAGUCUACCUUUACUCCAGGAGCUCUGGGUAGUCCAGUGUAAACUGACUAAAAUAUCUGGACUCCAGUAUUGUCUUGGGCUCAAGAAACUCUUCUUGUAUGAUAACAAAAUCAAUGAAAUAAAGAAAUUAAAAUUGCUCGUCAACAUAGAAGUACUGUGGCUCAACAAUAACUCCAUAACACAUAUACAGGGCUUGAACAAGCUUCAAAAGCUAAAAGAACUAAACCUUGCUGACAAUUAUAUUCAAAGAAUUGGGGGCAGCCUUGAUAACAAUGUCAACCUUCACACUCUUAAUCUGUCCGGGAACAGGAUCUGCUCCUUCAAGGAGCUGACUCGGCUAACCUGUCUGCGCCGGUUGAGAGAACUUGCACUGAGUGACUCCACGUCAAUCCCAAACCCAGUGUGUCGGCUAUGUAACUACACGACACACGUCCUGUACCACUUGCCAUUACUUUUGCUACUUGAUACCUAUGAUGUAUCAAGCAUGCAAGUCAAGGAAGCAGCAGAGUCCACCGUAAUGAAGAAGAUGAUGUUUUACAACAUGCGUGCACACACUGCUCGGCAAAAUCUGUCGGAGAGUAGGCUGCAGCUUAUGGAGAAGAAGAAAGCCUCCCUGGAGUCAUCCAAAGAAAGCAUCCGGUCACUAAAUUACACCUUAAAAAAUCUUGAACGUGAGCUUUGGAAGAAGUCUUUAGAGGAUAGUUCGAAUCGCAAAGUGGAAGAUUUCAGCGCGGAAAUUGACACGUCUGACCCUCCCUUGGAGGAAAUACUACAGAAAAAAAUUGAAAAGCUAAAGAAGAGACUGGCUCUUUGGAUCAGGAGGCUGCAUGAGUUAGUUUGUGUGUUAAUGUUGAGAAACAACAAAAAAUAUAAACUUUUGUACAUUUUAUCCCAAGUCAAAAAUUAUGCUUUUUCUAUAUGCAGAACAGAAAGCUGGUAUCAACAAAAUCUAGACCAAACAACAUGCAUGAUGGAGGACACCGUUCAGUUUCUGUUGACAGAGCUCCAAAGUGUCGGAAAUAUUCGUUUGGAAGAAGGCAGCACCACAGACCCUUGGUUUAAUUCCUGUCAUGACCUCCUGCUCUCUCGCUUCUCUCGCUCGGACUACAUGAGUCUCGGUGUCUUUGGUGUUAAGGUCAACAGAGUUAUCCGCAUCCACAACAGUGUGCUGAGGCUUCGCUUUAAGGAGAAACUUCAAUCCCUGCUGGUUAGGGAGGACUCAGCUUUUACACAGAAUCAUAAGCGACUGCUCGAGCACUUGUUUUACAUAGCUGACUCUGAGCAAAACACAGACGAUGUUUUGUGCAUCCUUGAGGACGGCUUCAAAACAGCAAAAGAAUAUAAGGCUAUUGGAAAAGAAGCAGCAGUGCCUUUAUCCAACAGCCUGAUUGUGAGUGAACAGCCGAGAAUAGAAUAUUUUCUGGCUGAACAAGGGUGCCCCAAGAAGAGAACGGAUAAAAUCCCCUACAGAUAUGGUAAGGUUAUUCUUUCCAAAGUGUUUCUGGGACACAGCAAACCCAUCAGAGAGGGACAACCCGUGCAAAGAAGAACAUAUCCCAGAGCCUCUUCUGUUUAUCGCUAUGUGAGCGCCAAGCAUCAAGAUCGAGCACAUUGUGGCUCUCAUAACAUUCCUAGAGCAAAACAAUGGUUUGUCUUUGAUCAUGAUCUUGUCCUGCCAGAGUACAUCAUUUGUUUUGAAUACACCACAGGGGCCAGCGAACAGCUUACGUCUAUAGGCUGCUGCAUAUACGGCCAGGACCCUCCCACGUACGACCUCUCAAUAGACAAACAAGCCCUCGACAUGGAGCCUGUGCUGGAACCACAGACCAAGUUGUCCAGUUUGGAUGAGGAAAUGCUCCUAAAUGUGUCCAGAGCCAGUGUCCUCAGUGAGAUAACUGUGCUAAACCUUCACAACAACAGCUUGAGCAACAUAAAAAAGAUUUCCUCCCUUUCGGCUUUGCGCCAUCUCACCAUCAGCUUCAAUGAGCUCACCAGCCUCCGUGACAUUGCUCAUAUGCCUAACCUUGAGUUUUUGGAUGUCAGCUACAACCAGCUAGUUAGCCUUGAAGGCCUUCGCGGGUUGGAGCAUCUCAGACAUCUUGACGUGAGCUGUAACAAGUUGACCAAUGCCAGCAAAGAUUCGGCUGUGCUCAGAGUACACACACCUGCCCUGCUCAACCUGGAAACGCAACACAACCCCUGGAGCAAGCCAGAGGAAGUCCGAAUGACCAUAUUGAGCCAUCUGACAACUCUCAAACACCUUGAUGACAUCCUAGUUACACAGGAAGAAGCUGCUGAUGCUGUUCAAAAGACUACAAGAUGCACAAUUAACCAGGAAUCUCUUGUUGCUUGCUCGCAUACAAAUAAUGAACGCCCUCGUUAUCUCAGCCUUCUGCCAACAACCCAGCUUCUUUCUGAACGCUGUCCGUCACCUCGGGGCCUCAGCCAAAAUUUGCAGCCAGACUGGACUACGAAGAUCACCGCUCUAAAUUUUGACAACCAGAAGAUUUGUAAGAUGAGCAGUCUGGGUACCUUGGUCAACCUUCGCUGGGCGUCAUUUAAUAACAAUUACAUCUCUGAAGUAGAAGGGUUGGACUGCUGCAUCAAGCUGGAGGACCUCUCCCUCAAUAACAACAGCAUUAGCUCAUUUCACGGACUCUCAAACCUACAGUGUCUAAGCAAACUUAGCAUGGAUGGUAAUCAACUGUCCAGUCUGGACAACUCGGUCCUCGACGAGCUACAGAACUUAACUUUUUUGGCUGUGGAGAACAACCACAUCACUUCUCUGCAGGGCAUUCAAAGAAUCCGCAACCUUCUGGAGCUCUAUGUCGGCAACAACCAGAUUUCUGUGUCUCGGGAUGUCUAUUAUGUCAAGGGAUUGGCGAGCCUGAUCAUCUUGGAUCUUUAUGGUAAUCCUUUAUGUGAGAGCUUAAAGAACUAUCGUAUAUACAUGGUGUUUCAUCUGCCGUCUCUAAAGGCUCUGGAUGGAACGGCAGUGGAUGCAGCUGAAUGUGAAAAUGCAAAGGCAACAUUUGGAGGACGACUCACACCAGACUUGGUUGCAGAAAAACUGGACCACUCAAACUAUGCCAACAUCACCAACCUUAAUCUGCCAUCAUGCUCCAUUAGGAGUGUGGAUAUGUCUCCAACAGACCUGUUCUUUAACCUACAAAGUGUCAACUUGGAUCACAACAGCCUCAUCUGCUUCUCAGGCCUCAUCCACCUGCCCAACAUCAAAGUUUUGUAUUUAAACUACAACCAUAUUGAGUCCAUCAUGCCCAGGCAGAAGACCUUUCUGACGAACAGACAGAUGCUACACAAUAAGGUGCACUCCAGUGGCUAUGGCCAACAGACUUUAUGCAAAGGAAGCAGGAACGUUGCACCGACUGUCAUCCUGGAGCCUCUGAUGAGCAGCUUGGAGGUGCUACAUUUGAGUUACAAUGGCAUCUCCAAUAUGGCCAAUCUGGAGCUCAGCAGGCUCACCAAUCUUAAAACGCUUUUCCUUAAAGGAAAUGAGAUCAGUCAGGUGGAAGGCUUGGAGGGUCUCCAGCAGCUCCGGGAGCUCAUGUUAGACAGGAACCGCAUAAGGGCCCUGUACGAGAACUCUUUCAUUUCCCAAAAGGUCCUGCUGGAAUUGCACCUGACAGAGAAUCGCAUUCGAGAGCUCAACCAUCUCUAUCCACUUGUUGAGCUCCGCAAGCUUUACCUUGGGAUGAACAAGCUACAGGACAUUGCAGAGCUUGAUAAACUUGAGGUUCUCCCCUCGCUGACGGAGCUCUCCGUCGUUGGCAAUCCGGUGGCUCGCACUUCUCUGCAUAGACCAGCAGUGAUGCGCAGUCUGUCCCAGUUGCAGGUCCUGGAUGGCCUGACGGUUACAGUGGAUGAGAGAAGCAAAGCUGAAAUCACAGACGCAACAGAUUCUCACAUAUGUGGAGCAACAAGCAAUGUUAUCACCAACACUCAGCCCAGAGUGUGGAUGAAGUGGACACAACAUGGUGACAAUAGUGGAGAAAGACAAACACAAUGUGAUGAGUGUUGUAGCGGUUCUACACUUGAGACAAACCAGCCUGGACUGAUGACCUAUAUACCCGUCAGAGGGAUGACUAUGGGUGGACUACACAACCUAAUUCAUGGCCACGACAUGCUCCCAAAUAACAAGGAAGAAAUCCAAUGCACAUCCAAGUACAAGAGACAGUCAGAGCGAAAUCCUCCAAGCAUCCAUGCUGAUAUGACCUCCAGACUGACCCGAAGAGUAAGAAACAACAUGAUAGCUGCAUGUACCCUUCCCCAUGGGAAGAAAGAGCAAUCCUACUACCAUGCAGGAACAAAAUACCAGGUUGAUGAAUCUUAACACUCAAUAGAUGUGAUUCUACUACUGGGACAAAAUCUUUUUAAAAUAAAUAUAUCAAUACACUUAAGUCCUAAAGUUUUUGGACAAAAUACAGAUUUUAUGUCUUUGCUACAAUUGAUUUGAAAUAAAACUGUCAAAAUGUGACUUAACGAUACUAUUGAGGAAUUACAGCCAUUUUAUUCACCAGUACCUCUGAUUUAACGGACUGAAAGGUAGUAUUAGUACAAUUGACACAUAAGAUGUUUGUUACGUCAACACAAAUGAAGCAAAUAAAAGUAUUGUGUUA
This is a messenger RNA of Nerophis lumbriciformis (worm pipefish), 5363 nucleotides long. NCBI's taxonomy places the organism in Eukaryota, Metazoa, Chordata, Actinopteri, Syngnathiformes, Syngnathidae. The record is from RefSeq and is a predicted model, not a curated record.